Messenger RNA from Daphnia magna, 1516 nucleotides. It is a transcript of the gene Tdh, whose product is annotated as L-threonine 3-dehydrogenase, mitochondrial. The transcript is spliced from 9 exons. The record is from RefSeq and is a predicted model, not a curated record. Gene Ontology annotation, biological process: L-threonine catabolic process. The coding region runs from base 101 to 1153 and encodes 350 amino acids. Gene Ontology annotation, molecular function: L-threonine 3-dehydrogenase activity. Lineage: Eukaryota; Metazoa; Arthropoda; Branchiopoda; Diplostraca; Daphniidae.
UAUUGCUUCCCACUAAAUCAGUCUAGACGAGGGUGUCCGCAGACGCAUUUCGGAUCAGUCGAGGCCGACCGUCUAUACGAAGUGUUUUUACACAAACGCUAUGGCACUCCAACGAUUGCAAAUUCAACAUUGUCGAGUGUUUUCUAGUUUAAUCAACAACCAGCUUCAUCUUCGCCGAAAUCAGUCUGUUUUAGCAACACCUGAUGAAAAUCCCAGGAUUCUAAUCACUGGUGGACUGGGUCAACUUGGAACUGGAUUGGCUAAAAUCCUACGUGAAAAAUAUGGCAAAGACAACGUCAUCAUGUCCGAUAUUCUCAAACCAUCGAAAGAAGUAGUCGAAGCCGGACCGUACAUUUUUGCCGAUAUUCUCGACUUUAAGUGUCUUCAAGAAAUGGUUGUUACCUAUCGAAUUGAUUGGCUAAUUCAUUUUAGUGCCUUGUUGAGUGCCGUUGGAGAGCAAAACGUUCCGUUGGCCAUUCGAGUCAACAUUGAAGGAUUGCAUAACGUGAUGGAGUUGGCAAAACAGUAUCGUCUUCGGAUAUUCGUUCCGUCUACCAUAGGCGCAUUUGGUCCCGAAUCACCACGGAAUCCGACGCCAAAUUUAACCAUACAAAGACCCAAAACAAUUUACGGCGUUUCAAAGGUUCAUGGCGAAUUACUAGGAGAGUAUUACCACCACAAAUUUGGUCUCGACUUCAGAUGUCUCCGUUUUCCUGGCGUUAUCUCCAGCGACACGAACCCAGGCGGAGGAACAACAGAUUAUGCCGUUCAGAUAUUUCACGAUGCCCUCAAAACUCGUCAAUUUCAAUGCUAUUUGAAACCAGACACCCGCCUACCAAUGAUGUACAUCACAGACGCAUUGCGAUCGCUCUGUGAAUUCAUGGCCUUGCCUCCCGAAGCACUGAAACAGCGAACGUACAAUGUAACAGCAAUGAGUUUCACACCUGAAGAAAUUGUUCGAAGCGUGCAGAGGCACGUACCAGAUCUUAAAGUAACAUAUGCACCGGAUUCGCGCCAACAAAUCGCGGAUUCGUGGCCGCAGGUGUUUGAUGAUUCGGAAGCUCGAGCUGAAUGGAAUUGGAAGCCUCAAUAUGAUAUCGAUGGAAUGGUUGAUAUCAUGGUAGACGCACUGCGGCCCAAGUACCAAAUCUGAUACAAAACGGGUAAUGAAAGAGCCUUACACAGUUGCUAGCGGCACCUCGAAAAAAAAAAAAAAGAGUUGAACAUUUUCAACUUGUAAUAAAAUGCCAAAGUAGCUCUCUGAUAGAGAAUGAUCAAACUGAAACCAUUAGACUACAUUUUCAUUUCUAAAUCUUGUAUAUGUAAAUGACAUUUCUUUGGUGUCUGAUAUCAGUUGCAAUCUGACUUACACAGAGGGAUUACAAGUCUAUUCGUAAACGUAUGUCUACUCAUGCCCUUCGAGCAAUCGUCUAGGAUUAAUGCUAGGAAAAGAUUCCCUCCGUUAUUCCUUCUAGUUAAUGAUACUCAUGAUUCUAUAAUACACGAGUUAAUAUUU